This is a messenger RNA of Cynoglossus semilaevis (tongue sole), 1829 nucleotides long. Its product is annotated as fibrinogen alpha chain. NCBI's taxonomy places the organism in Eukaryota, Metazoa, Chordata, Actinopteri, Pleuronectiformes, Cynoglossidae. Gene Ontology annotation, biological process: fibrinolysis; blood coagulation; positive regulation of heterotypic cell-cell adhesion. The record is from RefSeq and is a predicted model, not a curated record. Gene Ontology annotation, cellular component: fibrinogen complex. The transcript is spliced from 4 exons. Gene Ontology annotation, molecular function: extracellular matrix structural constituent; signaling receptor binding; protein-macromolecule adaptor activity. The coding region runs from base 565 to 1176 and encodes 203 amino acids.
CUCUGGUGUCUGUAUCAGCACAGUUGUAGCUAAUGUUAGCUCUGGUGUCUGUACCAGGACUGUUGUAGCAAACAUUAGAAGUUCUUCUUUUUUUUAAGUGUUUGAGAACACUCGACUUGUUCAGUUAGGUCUAAAGGGGUUAAAAUCUACACCAUUCAGAUGACAAAAAAUACUGAUUAAAAACCAAGGAAAAACUUCUUUAACUGUGUUUAACAAACAGACUGUGAUCUUUGUCCAGUCAUCAGGUCAAACACACAAAACAAACACACAACCCACAGUGUACACAGAUGUCAUGUUUGCCUGAACGUCUGAACUGGACUUUGCUGAACGGUCACUGACCUAAACUUGUUUUUUAUUUUUCCCGGCAGUGUGUACGAGGAUGUUGCAAGACAAGCAAGAUGGCCGACAGUCCCCUGAUGGAACCCAGGGAUACAGGGGUCGGCAGUGCACUGGCAAAUCAGCUGCUCUGUGUACGGACGACGACUGGGUGAGAAUGUGAAGACAUAACAGUCAAAAUAUGAGAUAUUCACUGUCCAGGUGUCCAAAUGUCCCUCUGGCUGCAGGAUGCAGGGUUUGAUCUCACACUCUGAACACAAAACACAGAGAAGAAUCCGGAAGGUGUGUGAGACAGUGAAGGAGUUGCAGAACAAGGCGGAGACUUCCAUGACAGCAGUGACCAACAUCUACAACUGGAACCGCAGAGUCAUCGUCCACAGAUACGUGUCGGAGCAGAAGUUUGCAGAACAGGCCGAGAUACUAGCCAAGAAUCUCACGUUGUUAAGGAAACGCUCGUCUGUUCUGUCGCAAAAACUCCAGGAGAUGCGUAGUCACGUCAAGAGACAGAUUGAAGACUUGUAUCGGACUGAGGUGGACAUAGACAUAAAGAUCCGAUCCUGUGGUGGGUCCUGCCACUCUGGAAUACAGUUCUCUGUGGACCACCACAGCUACCAGAGGCUUCAAACUGACAUGGACCAGAUCCACACCACAGUCAACUGGAGGAGCAGGGCUGUGACACCUUCUGAGGGAGUCGCACGUGUCACACUGAGGCCCGUAGAUGUUGGUCCACCACCGUCUCCAGAAUACAAGACCAUCCCAACGGUUCAGAGAGAACUCCUGACCCAGUUUGAAGACAUCGAACAGAAUCAAUUUGUUUUGGAGGAAGAAGUCCACCUCUGAGGACCUGGUGGUAGGAGGACUCCGUUGGACUGGCAGCUUCCAGAACUUCUCACACCAGACAUUUUGGUGAUGUGCCGCAGUACUGUUGAGCAUCAUCUGCCCUCAGGUCACAUUCAGAAAAGUGCAGAUUCUCACGUAUCCAGGUUCUCUGAUCGUUCAACCAGGACCUACUGAACUCCUAAUAUGAAGAAGGUUCUGGGUUCUGGUUUUCCGGAGAAGAGAACCAUCUGUUUGAGUUGUUGUACAACUGCAGCUGUCAACACCAGAACUUUGUUUCACACUAAAAUAUCAUAUUUAUAACAAACUCUGUGGUUCUUUUGCAUGACAAGAAUACAAAUAAUGACUAUUACACUAGCCCUAAAUGCAGUGAUCGACAUGAAGGAUAACAAUUCCUAGAUAUCUCAUCAAUACCCAUUGUGCUGAUCACCUGACAACAUAUAUGUGUCAGUUUUUUUAAACUACUGUGUGUUAACUACAACAGUAGUGUAAAAACAGCAUUAGUGUUACUUCAAACAUCACAUUUAUAAACACGUUUCUGAUGUGAAAUCUUCCCCCCAAGAGACCUCACUGAUUCAGCACAAGAAAAGUACUUUGUGUCACAGUCAGCAAAGUUUGCAUUUUAAAUAAAUGUUGGUGAACGACUGAAUCACAAA